This is a messenger RNA of Caenorhabditis remanei, 942 nucleotides long. RefSeq lists its product as uncharacterized. Bases 1 to 942 code for a protein of 313 amino acids. The transcript is spliced from 3 exons. Gene Ontology annotation, molecular function: protein binding. The record is from RefSeq and is a predicted model, not a curated record. Lineage: Eukaryota; Metazoa; Nematoda; Chromadorea; Rhabditida; Rhabditidae. Gene Ontology annotation, biological process: innate immune response.
AUGUCGACUACCUCUGCCCUGGAAUUCUCCAAUUUGCCCACCGAUGCAAUUGGGAAAAUCAUUGAGAAAUGUGAUCUCAAAGAGCAAUUGACUCUCCGAAAAGUGUCGAAAGACCUGCGUUCUCUUGUUGAUAAACAGAAACUCGCCUACAAAUCGAUCCUGAUCAAUCCGUCAGAUUCGUAUAUCGAUUGUGUGUACAACGACAAAGAUGUUGUGUAUGCAAGCGAGAAUUGGGAUAAUUAUAUGACUAAUGAAGUCUCCGUCAUCAGAAACGAUGAUUACGUGAAAAUCGCUUUGAAUGAUUUGUCGAUUGCACUGAAUAAUCGAAAAUUGCGAUUGGAUGACCUAUACCUGGCAUUCUGCGACUUCUCCUCUGAUGUAAUGAAUCGAUUCAGAUUGCUUCUGAAUAGUCUGAAUCACCAAAUACACGUCAAAACAUUGACAGUCCCUGCGGGAAAUCCGGAAUAUCUUCUAUCGAUUCUCCCCUUUCUCAAACCGAAAGUGCUUGAGAAUAUUGAAGUUUUAGGAGGAGAAGACACUGAAGAUUGGGCAUCAGAAAAAGGAGCGGAAAUUGUCAGAAAAAUCUCGAGUCUGGAACAGUGGAAGCAAGCGGAACAACUCACUACUGGAUAUUAUGUCGGUGACUUCCCAGCCGAAUUUCUCAUGCAUUUCAAACGUUUCGUGAUUUUCAAGUGGCGUGUCGACAAGGAUUUCUUGAUGAAUCUCAGAGAUUUAUUCUCCACGUCUACCAACUUCGUGUCGUGCACUGUCGAAUCAGAUCUCGCCGACUGCACUGAACACCUCGAAUCGUUCUGUGAAAAAGUGGAAUCUGGAGGAGAAGUCAUCUACCACUACAAGAUUCCUGAUGAGUCGAACAAGAUUUUGGAGUUUAAAGUAGACUAUAACCAAGACGAAAUCGUUAUCGAAAAGAAGAAGUUUUGA